Messenger RNA from Vicia faba (fava bean), 564 nucleotides. NCBI's taxonomy places the organism in Eukaryota, Viridiplantae, Streptophyta, Magnoliopsida, Fabales, Fabaceae. The record is from the annotation of a GenBank genome assembly.
AUGGCUUCUCUCCUCCGUCUCCCCAUCGCCGCCGCCGUAAUCUUCCUCUUCGCUCUCUCCGCCGCCACCGUCUCCGCCCGCCCUUGCCGUACCUUCAUCAUCUCCUCCUACUCCUUCCGCAACCCUUCCUCCAACACCUUCGCCACCAUCACCGAGAUCCGAUCCAUCUCCCCUCUCUUCCCCAACGACAAACCCUACGGAAUCUUCCUGGAUCGCCCGAUCCAACACCAGAACCUGGAAACCAACUCUCGCGCGUCGCAUCCACGCGGCCCUCUAGGGUUUUCAACCGACGCCGAUUUCUCUUCCAUCCGCGAUCGUACUAAGGAUAUCCUCAGCGUUGCACUCGCCUUGCUUUUCGGAGUUGGAUGUGGUGCCCUCACCGCCGCCACCAUGUACUUGGUCUGGUCCGUCUUCACCGCCCGCCAUGAAUUCCAUUCUGCCGUUUACGGUGAUUUCUCCGACGACGAGAUUGAGAGUCCUAAGAAAGCUGGAUACGUCAAGAUUCCGGCGGCUGAAGUUGCUGCUGCUGCCCCCGCACCACCGGCUAAGGAAUCGGUCAGGUGA